Carassius auratus (goldfish) is the source of this 1204-nucleotide messenger RNA. RefSeq names its product E3 ubiquitin/ISG15 ligase TRIM25-like. Bases 92 to 1177 code for a protein of 361 amino acids. The transcript has 4 exons. Gene Ontology annotation, molecular function: zinc ion binding. The record is from RefSeq and is a predicted model, not a curated record. NCBI's taxonomy places the organism in Eukaryota, Metazoa, Chordata, Actinopteri, Cypriniformes, Cyprinidae.
UUAUACACAACACUAUUGUGUGGUUCUCUUUGUCCUGCCUUGGUGACCACCUUUCAGUUCCCUAACUUCUAACCAAACACAUGCAGGAAAAAUGGCAGGAACGAAUAUCUCUGUGGAUAAGGACCAGUUCUGUUGCUCAGUGUGCUUGGAAGUGCUAUGGGAGCCCGUCACAAUUCCUUGCGGACACAGCUAUUGUAUGGAGUGCAUUAAAGGUUACUGGAGGAAAUGUGAACUGAAAGCCGAAUUCAGCUGCCCUCAGUGCAGACGCACCUUUAGCCCCAGACCUGCUCUGGCUAGAAACACCAUACUGGCUGAUAUCGUGGAGAAACUGAGGAGAACCAGCAUUCAAGAGGCUGGUGAGAAAGCAGCAGAUGUCGAAUGUGACGUUUGCACCGGGAAGAAACAUCAAGCGGUUAGGUUUUGUGUCAAAUGUCAGACGUUUUACUGUGAGAUGCACCUGAAACCUCACAAUGAAAGGAAUCGUGGCAGGAUGCAUCCACUUUCUGAAGUUACAAAACAACUGCAGAAAAGAAUCUGUUCACGUCACAAUAAACUGCGGGAUUUUUACUGUCGCACAGACCAACAAAGCAUUUGUAGUUUGUGCUUCAAAGAUGGACACAAGGGUCACAGUGUGGUGUCUGUGAUGGAGGAGAGGAUGGAAAAACAGAAACAUCUUGAGGAAGCAUGGAAAAAGUCAAAACUGAGGUGUAAGGAACGAGAAAAGGAACUCCGAGAUAUUGUAAAAUACGUCAAGCGCUCAGCACAAGCGGUUGAGGAUGACAGUGAAAAGAUCUUCACCAGACUGCUGCGCUCCGUCGAAAGGAAGCAUUUGGAGGUGAAAGAGCUGAUCAGAGGUGAGGAGAGGACAGCUCUCGAACAGACAGAGAAGCUUCUAGAACGACUGAAUCAACAGAUAGUUGAACACCGGAGAGGAGAGGCCGAGCUAGAGGCGCUCUCAAACACUGAGGAUCAUAUCCAUUUCCUGCAGAACUAUAAGACGCUCUGUGCUCCUCCUGACGCCGGGGGUCGGCCCAGCAUUGACGUCCAUCCGUACUUCUCUUUACUGAUAUUGAGAAAAGCUCUCACAGAGCUGAGAGAUAAAGUCAACGAGGUCUGUGACAGAGAAUCAACCAAGAUCGCAGAAUUAGGCGAGUACAGAAACAGAUUCACAGGGUAGCUGACUAUGGUGGACUUACAUGCAUGA